Molecule: messenger RNA, 333 nt
Organism: Aspergillus saccharolyticus JOP 1030-1
Lineage: Eukaryota; Fungi; Ascomycota; Eurotiomycetes; Eurotiales; Aspergillaceae
Exons: 1
Coding region: 1-318 (105 amino acids)
Source: RefSeq, a predicted model, not a curated record
AUGCAGGCGGUGAGCGGUAAGGGCACGUGUCGUCCUCUGCUUGCCUCGUCAUCUUCAAUCUUCCUGCGAGUCAUUUGGCAGGCUGAGCGUGGAGUUGCGCAAGUGGAUCUGGAAGGCUUCCUUCGAGUGCUUCUGUUCUUCCACGUCAACAAAACCACUCUGCAACAGCGCCGAGACCAUGGCGAAACCGCCGCCGAUCCCCCAGCCAAGUGGCAGUUGACGCCCUUGCAGCCGGCAGCAAACUCUCGUAUUCUGUCUAGUUAUAUUGGGGUGAUGGUGUGCUUUCUGUACUACCACACUCUGGGUGUGAUGCCAUAGGGAAGUGCUUGGGGG